UGUGGCUCCUGCCCCCUUGUGCUUGUCGCUGGCAGUUGCUGUUGUUUGGCGUGUUUGGCUCCUCCCCUGGCUCCCUAGCUGCCCCGUGUCCACUCCCCAUCAAGCACUGUCCACUCACGGUCCGCGUCGCACUGGCCAACCAAAGUACGCCCGGGCCAGCCCCCCCUAAGACGCCUCAUCCCAAGAAAGGGCAGGAAAUUCGUUCCCCUGAAGCACGAGCUCCCAAACCUCCACCUCGCCUAGUUCUCGUUCGACAUCAUUGCAGCCGGCCGCGAACCUGCAUUGCUUCCGUCUGCUUGCCGAUUCUCUGCAUCUCGCCUCCGACUACCCGUCUCGAUCGAUAUCCUCCUCGUUUAACGUUUAUCCCGUGAACUCUGCCCAAGAUGGCUUCCGCAGCUGCUGAGAGCGCCUCACCGAUUGGCAUUGCCAAUCUCCCCAACCAGCGACACAAGAUUGUCGCGAAGCGCGGUGCUGGCUUCACCAUUAUGGUCGCUGGCGAGUCUGGCCUCGGCAAGACCACCUUCAUCAACACCCUGUUCUCCACCACCAUCAAGAACUAUGCCGACCACAAGCGUCGCCACCAGAAGCAGGUCGACAAGACCGUCGAGAUCGAGAUCACCAAGGCUGAGCUCGAGGAGAAGUUCUUCAAGGUCCGACUGACCGUCAUCGACACCCCCGGUUUCGGCGACUAUGUCAACAACCGCGACUCCUGGAUGCCCAUCAUCGAGUUCCUCGACGACCAGCACGAGUCCUACAUGCUUCAGGAGCAGCAGCCCCGCCGCCAGGACAAGAUCGACCUCCGUGUCCAUGCCUGCCUCUACUUCAUCCGCCCCACCGGCCACACCCUCAAGCCCCUCGACAUUGAGGUCAUGAAGAGGCUCUGCUCUCGCGUCAACCUGAUCCCCGUCAUUGCCAAGGCUGACACCCUCAGCCCUGCUGAUCUGGCCAAGUUCAAGCAGAGAAUCGUCUCUGUCAUCGAGGCCCAAAACAUCAAGAUCUACCAGCCCCCGAUCGAGGAGGAUGACGAGGCCGCUGCCCAGCACGCUCGCAGCCUGAUGAACGCUAUGCCCUUCGCUGUUAUCGGUUCCGAGAAGGACGUCAAGACUAGCGAUGGUCGCAUUGUCAAGGGUCGCCAGUACUCUUGGGGUGUUGCCGAGGUCGAGAACGAGGACCACUGCGACUUCAAGAAGCUCCGCUCUAUCCUGAUCCGAACCCACAUGCUCGAUCUCAUCCACACUACCGAGGAGCUGCACUAUGAGGCCUACCGCGCCCAGCAGAUGGAGACCCGCAAGUUCGGCGAGGCCCGUCCCCGAAAGCUCGACAACCCCAAGUUCAAGGAGGAGGAGGAGGCUUUGCGCAAGCGCUUCACCGAGCAGGUCAAGAUCGAGGAGCAGCGCUUCCGACAAUGGGAGCAGAAGCUCAUCUCCGAGCGCGACCGUCUCAACAAGGACCUCGAGCAGACCCAUGCUCAGAUCAAGCAGCUGGAGGCCGAACUCGAGUCUAUGCAGGGCAGCGCUGUCCGCAGCCACGGCCGCCGUUAAGCUGGUCGGAGCAGGGUCAACGUUCUUUUGCGAUUGCAGUUGGACAGUCGUGGUUUUGUCAUUUCUCUUACCUGUGGCUCCAGUUCGGGGUUUGGAGUUGAAAAAAAUGAAAGGUCCAAGAAUACCACAAGGGGAGGGAGGAGACGGGGGCCCGCGUUCAUGGAUAUUCCUGCCCGCCGUCUCCGAGGGAGGAAGCGGGGAGUGUGGCUCGUUGGGACGGCUCCAUGGCUAUGGCUGUGGAGUCAUGAUACCAAUAUCUUGUCCGCGUUUUCCGCCCCUUGGUUGCGUCAGCAGCUAAGCACCAGAAGUACGACCCCGAAACGAAACAAGACGUAUGGAGAAAGCUUUGAUAGUCUUGCCCUUUUUUAUUUGCACCUUUUACUAGAGCCCUUCUCGCAGCUAGGCACUUUUUAGUCCCCAUGUAAUUCAGUCACCACCUUUCAUGAUACCAGCUUAAGAU
Messenger RNA from Ilyonectria robusta, 2001 nucleotides. RefSeq names its product Septin-domain-containing protein. The transcript has 4 exons. NCBI's taxonomy places the organism in Eukaryota, Fungi, Ascomycota, Sordariomycetes, Hypocreales, Nectriaceae. Gene Ontology annotation, biological process: cytoskeleton-dependent cytokinesis. Bases 384 to 1541 code for a protein of 385 amino acids. The record is from RefSeq and is a predicted model, not a curated record. Gene Ontology annotation, cellular component: microtubule cytoskeleton; septin ring; septin complex. Gene Ontology annotation, molecular function: molecular adaptor activity; GTP binding; GTPase activity.